This is a messenger RNA of Penaeus vannamei (Pacific white shrimp), 429 nucleotides long. The record is from RefSeq and is a predicted model, not a curated record. NCBI's taxonomy places the organism in Eukaryota, Metazoa, Arthropoda, Malacostraca, Decapoda, Penaeidae.
AUGGUGGCAGUGGUGGUAAUGAUGCUAGUGGAGGUGGUUGUGCUGGUGGUGGCAGUGGUGGUAAUGGUACUGGUUGUGGAAGUGCUGGUGCUGGUGGUGGUGAUUGUGCUGGUGGAGGUGGUACUAGUGGUCCAGGUGGUGGUGGCGGUGAUGGUGGUGAUGAUGCUGGUGCUGGUGGUAGUGGUUCUGGUGGUGAUUGUGCUGGUGGUGGUGAUUGUAGUGGUUGAUGGUUGUGGAGGUGGAGGUGAUGGUGGAAGUGGUUUUAUUAGUGGUGCAGGUGGUGAUGGCGGUCUUGGUGGUGAUGCUGCUGAUGUUGGAGGUGAUGUUGGUGGAGGUAGUGGUGCUGGUGUUGGAGGUGUUGGUGCUGGUGUUGGAGGUGCUGAUGGUAGUGGCGGUGGUGGUGACUUUAAUGAACCAGUAAAUGUAUAA